UCUAACGGUUCAACGGCUGCACAUGCGCACUGCACAGAUCAUCAACCACCUGCCUCUUGGCGCGGUAUGCCUAUGUCGUUGGACUUGGACACGGCUGCAACGGCCAUUAUUUCAAUUUUGGGAUUUAUCGUUCUGCUGCUGCUUGGAACAUUGAUAUGGCUCAAACUAAUGACAGAAUGAAGAAGGCCUUGAAAGUGCCAGACUCGUUCUCGUGGAAGAAAUGAAGAAAAAACAACACAAUGGCUUGCUCAUGGCAAACUUGAUGGACCAGACAUUCUCACUACGCCGGCAAGAGAUCGUGAAAAAGGAGCCUGCUGUACAGGACAUAGUGGAACGGUGGCCAGCCCUGUUUACAGAGGGAGAGGUCUUUGCAGAGUUUAGCAGAAUUGCCACCAAACAUCUUGAAAGCAGUUUCUUUGAGUCUCUUGACAAGCACACUCCACGGAUCAUUGAACUCCUGCAGUCAAAAAAGGGAGCUGCUGGACUGAAGAUUCAAGAGUUAAUGGCCAACUUGUCAUCGGAUGUAACUGCAAGAUGCUCCGUGGUCCUCAAAGGCCUUCCCAUCGUCUUUGGUGAUGACCCAAACAAGUUCUAUAAGACAUGUUUUGAGACAACGAAAGAUGAGGCCAUAGACAAUGUCACAGUCGGUGUAUUGACCAUCCUAAGUGAAGACGAUCCUGAGCAGCCCGUGUCCACAGCCAUCGUCCUUGAGGGAGGUAUUGUGAUGGACAAAAUUCGGGACUUGCCACAGGCAUUUUGCCUCAUAUUUGGCCUCACAUAUGCCUUGAACCUCGAUUACCCAAAAUGUGUUGGAAACAAAUUCAAAUUCAUUCAAAGUGUAAUGCUUGGUUUGGGAAACAAAGCCCUCCCCCCAAAACUGUUAACAGUUAAAAACAUGUUGUUUGAUGAAUGAGGAGUCAGAUGUGAGGUAGCACUCAAGAACUGCUUAUGACAGAGACAUGAGAAGAGAUGCCUUAACUAAACAGUAUUUUGAACAUUUUAAGAGCUGCCUAGAUGCAGUUUAUUUGUUGAGUUGAUUUUCAAAUCUGUUCAGUGCUUUUAUGCUGGUGGUAUAUAUAGUGCCCUCUUGUGAAUUCAGGUGUUAAAAUGUUGUGUAAAGAGAAAUAUAUGUUGGAUAAUGUGGCAUACCGUUAAUGUUCUUAUGACAGAGAAGAGGCGUUUGAUGCUUUUAUAAACAGCAUUUUGAACUGUUUAAGAGUCAAGUGAAAAUAUAAUCAUCAUUUCAUUGUUCAAUUGAUACUCAGACCUGUUGAGUGCUUUUACAAUAAUGCCUUCUUGUGAAUUCUGAUGUUAAAAUGUUGAUUAAAAAGAAAUGUGAUAUGUUGGAUGAUCUAGCCAGCAAAUACCUGUAAUCCAGCAUAAAUUGUGCGUGUUAAGAUUCACAGUAAGUCUGCAUACUGUUAAUGUUUUUAUGACAGGAAGAGAGGUUUGCUUUUAGCAUUUUGAAAUGUUCAAGAGUGACGUGAAAACAUUUUCAUUUCAUUUCAAUUUUUUUUACAAUAGUGCCUUGUGAAUUCAGGUAUUAACGUGUUAAAAGAAAUGUGAUAUGUUGGAUAUUUGGAUACUGUGACCAGCACAUAAUCCAUCAAAAAUUGUGAGCACAAAAUCUGCAUACUGUUAAUUCUGUACACGUUUUAAAUAAAUUGAAUGCAGAUGACA
Molecule: messenger RNA, 1680 nt
Organism: Thunnus maccoyii (southern bluefin tuna)
Lineage: Eukaryota; Metazoa; Chordata; Actinopteri; Scombriformes; Scombridae
Exons: 6
Coding region: 221-913 (230 amino acids)
Source: RefSeq, a predicted model, not a curated record